GGGGGAGGUGGUGCCAAGAAUGAUACCUCUUUGAUGAAGGUUGCUUCUUCUUCUUCUGCUCGGUUUGCAGGACCAGCACUUAUUUAAGGGUACACCUUUAAGUUGCUUUUCUUACCGCUUUUUAUGCAUCUCUCCCUUAGGAUGAGAAAGGCAUAAAAAGCGGGGGAACCCGCAAGCACCAAAAACCUACCUCUAACUUAUAGUGUCGUCCAGAGGCGGUGAUGGCACUGGAGAUGGUCGUGCACGAGCUGGUCGAGAAUUGCGUAUACCUGUUCGUUCGAUAGCCGAGUUGCAGGAUCGACUCAGAGAGCGUGUUGGACAGGCUCUAAUACAAGAGCGCGCACUGAUAGAGCAGAACGAGGCUGACUCAGGACAACAAGCACACGAUGCUUCGUUCUUGACGUCAUCGCAGAGAAGCGGAGGACGAGGCAGCGGUUUGAAGCACAGAAGGAAGAAGCAGGGUUCGG
Amoebophrya sp. A25 is the source of this 467-nucleotide messenger RNA. Lineage: Eukaryota; Dinophyceae; Syndiniales; Amoebophryaceae. The record is from the annotation of a GenBank genome assembly.